Messenger RNA from Colletotrichum tamarilloi, 1686 nucleotides. RefSeq lists its product as uncharacterized. Bases 1 to 1686 code for a protein of 561 amino acids. The record is from RefSeq and is a predicted model, not a curated record. The transcript has a single exon. Lineage: Eukaryota; Fungi; Ascomycota; Sordariomycetes; Glomerellales; Glomerellaceae.
AUGAAGGAGGCGCGACAGUCCGGAUGUUACGCCCAGGCAUUACGCCGACGAGUCAAGUUCCAAGAUGCUGUCACCACAGCCAAACCUUACUCGGUGGGCAUUGUCGCGUGGGCUGAUCAGUAUAUAUACUGCAACGGCAUGCUCUGCUAUACACAGAACGAAACCAAGGAAUUUUUCUUGCUCGAUCUUCAUCAGUCGGCGCCGAACGAGAUCGUAAUCAACGUAGACGAACUUCUUGCUACCACAAAUCAAGUCCUUGCGAGCGAGAAGUACGAGCUCAGACCCAUACACUAUUCAGAGAACAUCCUGUCUUGGCUGUACAUCCCGCUUGAGAAUACAGGCCGCAACAAACUUUUUGUCACCAAUAUCGAGAGACGCGCCAUUUUCCCUCCCAUAGACAUUGACUCACGCCAGAAGCUGUUUGUCAGGAAUAAUUCGAAUUAUUUAUACUGCGGCACUUAUCCCGAUACCGGCGAUGACAACGAUACCGGCGAUGAUAACGAUACCGGCGAUGACAACGAUACCGGCGAUGACAACGAUACCGGCGAUGACAACGAUACCGGCGACGACGAUGACAACUUCUGGAAGCUGCAGUGCUUCAACAUCGGGGGGAAAGAAUGGCUGAAUGGCGUGCUUGAACUCAAGGAAGUCGCCGGUUCUGAUGUUGGUACCACCGCGGCCUUCGAGAUUUUCGGCCAGCAUUUCUACGCGGCUUCAAGCGUGCAGCCGACUGCAUUCGGCGAAGAUGUUUAUCUUUCACGUUACUACGGCGUUCGCUAUCCCCUCGGUGUAUGCAGAGCCGAGGAUAAGCAGCUGCUAUCUGAGUCCAUGUUUCGUCGCGAUGACCGCGAAGGGCCGAUCAAUGAGAUAUGGAGCACCCUUAGUCUCGAAAAGAACCCCAAAACAGGAGUCCUUGAGGUCGUGGAGUGCCGAAGGGAACACUCUGCUAAGGGCGACGGGAACUCGAGGACCGCGUACCGGACGGCAGUUCAGAUUCGCAACGGCGAUUUUUCUGACGAUUUCCUGGUUAGAGAAGGCAGCGAGCAGAAGCUCGUAGAGUUUUGUGGCUCUCAAGGCCAGGCACCAGACCUCAAAGAAUAUCCGUCAACUCCACACCGAGGGGACGAUGGCUUCACCCAGCCGUUGGUCACCUCUAACAAUUGCUUUAUGAGGUCCUAUAACAUCCACUGCGAAGCGUUUAUAGACCUUUUCAACCUUACCGCUGCAGAUGGCCUGUCUUCUGGUCUGAACAUACGAACCAUAAGUCGUUCGCAGGCGGUAACGCACGAGCAACCAGAUUCUCAGGAAAUGGGAAACAAAGCCAAACGAGUUGAGAGUAUCAUAUCUUACUGGCCACCGCAGACUCACCCAGACGAAAAAUGUGACGGAUCGAAAUAUCUGGCUCACGCCCUGCGUGUUCAAGAACCCCACUGGGACAUUUUCGGAGUAGCUGAUGACCGGUCUCUUGUUUACAUUCAGGGAGGCCGAGAGCCCAAAGAUCUGAACCCUCUGGUGAUCAUCUCUUUUGACCCUUCCAUCAAGCUGCCUGGGGUUUGGAAAUGGCUGGGGACCCGUCCAGAGCAACGAACAUGUGAGGUUGAACCUCAUUCAGGCGCAACGGCAAAGCGAAGGGGACUGGUCACACCGGCUGUGGUCUCCAGCGAUUGCAUCAAUCAACGGCCUUAG